This is a messenger RNA of Didymosphaeria variabile, 1122 nucleotides long. RefSeq names its product Dimethyladenosine transferase (gene DIM1). The record is from RefSeq and is a predicted model, not a curated record. Gene Ontology annotation, molecular function: rRNA (adenine-N6,N6-)-dimethyltransferase activity. Gene Ontology annotation, biological process: rRNA methylation. The transcript has 4 exons. The coding region runs from base 1 to 1122 and encodes 373 amino acids. Lineage: Eukaryota; Fungi; Ascomycota; Dothideomycetes; Pleosporales; Didymosphaeriaceae. Gene Ontology annotation, cellular component: mitochondrial matrix.
AUGCCGAAAGACAAGAGAAAGCGCCCCGGCGCCACGGAAUCAUCCCCGUACUCAAAGCCCUCUGCAAAAGCCUCCGCCGCACACAGCAUCUUCAAAAUGAACCACGAUCUCGGGCAACACAUCUUGAAGAACCCCGGCGUCGCCUCCGCCAUCGUGGACAAGGCGAACCUCAAGCAGAGUGACCACGUCCUCGAGAUCGGCCCCGGUACCGGUAACUUGACUGUCCUCAUCUUGAGAAAGGCCAAGACAGUGACGGCAGUGGAAAUGGAUCCCCGUAUGGCUGCCGAAGUAACGAAGCGCGUGCAAGGUACACCUGAGGGAAACAGACUGAAAGUACUACUGGGAGAUGCGAUUAAGAUGGAUUACCCCCAUUUCGACGUGUGUAUCAGUAAUACUCCGUACCAAAUCUCGUCGCCUCUUGUCUUCAAACUUCUUUCUCUUAAGAAUCCGCCACGGUGUGCUGUUCUUAUGUUCCAGCGUGAAUUCGCCAUGCGUCUCUUUGCCAAACCAGGAGAAAAGCUAUUCUCCCGUCUUUCCGUUAAUGUCCAAAUGUGGGCCCGCGUCUCGCACGUCAUGAAAGUCGGGCGAGCGAACUUCAACCCCCCGCCCAAAGUCGAGUCCAACGUCGUGCGCAUUGAACCCAAGCAUCCCCGCCCCCAAAUCUCCUACGAAGAGUGGGACGGCCUCCUCAGAAUAUGCUUCGUGCGCAAGAACAAGACGCUAAGCGCGAGUUUCCUCGGGACAAGCGCUGUCGUGGAGCUCCUCGAGAAUAACUACAAGUUGUAUUGCGCGCAGAACGAUAUCCCGAUCGACGAGUCGGCAGACGAUGCGCAGAUGAACGACGCUGGCAACGCGGAUGAGAUGGACGUCGAAGAGGAGUUCAAGGGGUUUUCCGACCCCGAUGACGUCGACGACGAGGUACCCGAUUUCUUCAAGACCGCGCAGAAGAAGGGUGGUAAUCGGAAGAAGAACAGGGGCGCGGUGACGAGUAUUGUACGGAAGAAGAUAGAGAAGGUGCUGGAAGAAACGGAACUCGCUGAGAAGCGCGCGCGGAUGUGCGACGAAGGUGAUUUUUUGAAGCUGCUUUAUGGGUUCAAUCAGGAGGGGAUACACUUCGCGUGA